Messenger RNA from Papilio machaon (common yellow swallowtail), 2143 nucleotides. RefSeq names its product 3-phosphoinositide-dependent protein kinase 1 (gene Pdk1). The transcript is spliced from 5 exons. The coding region runs from base 152 to 1885 and encodes 577 amino acids. Gene Ontology annotation, biological process: peptidyl-serine phosphorylation; intracellular signal transduction. Gene Ontology annotation, molecular function: protein serine/threonine kinase activity; ATP binding. NCBI's taxonomy places the organism in Eukaryota, Metazoa, Arthropoda, Insecta, Lepidoptera, Papilionidae. The record is from RefSeq and is a predicted model, not a curated record.
UUGCAUUCCAAAAUAGAGAACAUUCGCUUGCUGUACCGUAAAGUUAAAUUUAGUGAUUGUAACGGUUUUCAAAUUUUAAUAAGCGAACUUCAUGAACUGUGAUCGUGUUUUUGACCGUUUCGUUCUUCAAUAAAACGAUUGGACACAACGUAUGCCACGGGUAGAAAUGAGCGGAUUGACCGUCAGAGUUAAAAGGGGAUCGAGGGGUAGUGCCACACUUCUUGAAGCCGCCAACAGAAUUCUGCGACUACUCGGCGUUAACUCCGCGAAGCGCGGGAAACAGCCAUCGCCCAAAUCUAAGCCAAACGGCCGAGCCGGAAGCGAAGUUCGCGCUCCAAUAGCGGCGUCCGAGUCCGCGACGGAGUCGCCGGUUAAAAUGCAGGCGUCGCAGACGGCUGCGGCCCCGGCGCCCGCGCGCCCCUCGGCGCCCGCGCCCUCGCACCCAUACAGGCCCACCAAGCGCACCGCCAAAGAUUACAUAUUUGGCAAACUAAUCGGCGAAGGCUGCUACAGCACUGUAUUCCUCGCGAAGGACAUUCACACCGGAAAGGAAUAUGCAAUCAAGGUAUGCGAGAAACUUCAUAUAAUAAGACACAAGAAGCGUGAAUACAUAGAACGCGAGAAAGAGGCCCUAAACAAACUGUUCAAAGCCCCACAUGGUUUCGUGAAGCUGUACUGCACGUUCCAGGACGACGAGAGAUUGUAUUUCGUACUGUCGUAUGCCAAGAACGGCGAACUGUUGUCUUAUAUAAACAAAGUAGGCUCCUUCGAGCUCAACGUAGCUAAAUUUUAUGCUGCCGAGCUAUUGCUGGCACUAGAGCGUAUGCACGCUGAAGGUAUUAUUCACCGUGAUUUGAAACCGGAAAACAUAUUACUUGAUGAAAAUAUGCAUUUACAAAUAACCGAUUUCGGGACGGCUAAAAUAUUGCCCCCCGAAGAGAUCAGGUCGAACGCGCCGUGCACGGUGCCGGCGGAGUCGGACGACGACAGUUCUGACAAAAAUGACCGCUCUAGAAAAAUAAGUUUCGUGGGAACCGCGCAGUACGUGAGCCCGGACCUGCUGCAGAACCGCGUUAACACACGCGCCUCUGACUUGUGGGCCUUUGGCUGCAUCGUGUACCAAAUGAUAUCGGGCCUGCCGCCUUUCCGCGCGGCAGCCGAGUUCCUCACCUUCCAGAAAAUACUCAAAAUGGAUUACGAUUUUCCCGAAGGCUUCCCGGCGGACGCCAAGGAUUUAGUGGAAAAACUGCUAGUUUUAGAUCAUACAAAGAGGCUAGGGGCCGAUGACAAGGCCACGUAUGAGAGCAUCCGCAACCACCCAUUCUUCGAGGGCAUCGACUGGGACAACAUCUGGGAGCAAACGCCGCCGACCAUCAGCCCAUACCUGCCCGGCGGCUCCUUCGAAGCGGCUGAAGAAUACACGGUACCCGACCACCUCGAGCCCGGCCUCGGAAACAAUCAACUCGUCCGCCUUUGGGAAUUUGACUUAUCGACCUCUAGUGGAAUUUUAAACAUAAGCCCUGAAGAAAGACGUCGCCGUCUUGAGGUUCAAGCUCGCGAAAACAAAUGGCACCAGUUCGUCGGCGGAGAAUUGAUUUUGAAGCAGGGCCUAGUGGAAAAGAGGAAAGGCCUGUUCGCGCGGCGCCGCAUGUUGCUGCUCACCACCGGACCCCGCCUGUUCUACGUCGACCCAGUCAACAUGGUCCUCAAGGGCGAAAUACCCUGGUCGCCGGAGCUACGCGUCGAAGCAAAGAACUUUAGAAUAUUUUUAGUACACACGCCAAACCGCACAUAUUACUUAGAAGACCCGGAGUCGUACGCGCUAGAGUGGGCGCGCGUCAUCGAUGAAGUGCGCAUCGGCACAUACGGCCGCGACACGACCUAAGCUCCGAGGCCGGACUGUGCACACUCCUAGGACAUUAAAUAGCCUUCAUUUCGAGCACGAGAAUCAUCUAGAAGAUAAUUCGCCGCGACGGUACGCCUAGCAAAUGCCAUGAAAUGGAAAGGGGCGACUCACACGCGAAGCGUCGCUGAGCCGAGUGCCGCGUCCGCUACGGAGCGCCCGCCCGCGUCCCUCCCAACGAUGCGCUGCGGACGGUAGAGGACGGUCAGGGACGGUAGCGGACGGUCAGGGACGGUGGCG